AUGUCCGAGCAAAUCCUCACAGGAAAGACAUGCCUCGUCACCGGCGGCGGCGGCGGUCUAGGCAAAGCAAUCGCGACCCAGUUCCUGGAAGCCGGUGCGAACGUUGUCAUCUGUGAUGUUAACGACGAGCGCCUGCAGGCGACCUCGGCCGAAUUGUCGUCUAAGGGUCCCCUGAAAGCUAUCAAGACCGAUGUCACCAAGACCAACGAGGUCGAGAGCCUGUUUGAGACUUUAAUUGGCGAAUUCGGCAAGAUCGAUGUCCUCGUCAACAACGCCGGCAUCAUGGAUCACUUCGACCCGAUCGGCGAUGUGGACAUGGAGCUUUGGGAUCGUGUGAUCGCUAUCAACCUCACUGCGCCUGCGCUGUUGAGUAAAUUAGCUGUGCGCAAUAUGCUGGCGCAAGCGAAGCCCGAUGGCCGAAUUAUUAACAUCGUUUCUGUUGCUGGCAAGGCUGGGUGGGCUAGUGGUGCUGCAUACACAUCUAGCAAACAUGGUCUGGUCGGCUUGACUAAGAACACUGCUGCCUACUAUGGUAAUAUGGGAAUCAAGUGCAAUGCAUUGAUGAUGGGUGGUAUGGAGACCAAUAUCACUGAUGCUUUACGAUCUGGCGUGAAUGUCCACGGUAUGAAGAAGGUGAUGACUGUUCUGGAGGCUAUCCAGGCACCGCACGUUGAUGUGAAUGAGGUUGCUGGUUUCUGUGUGAACUUGACUUAUGGAAGGGGCGCUAGCCAGAUCAACGGCGCAACCAUCGCUAUUGAUAACGGUUGGACUUCGGUCGUCGGAUAA
Molecule: messenger RNA, 786 nt
Organism: Penicillium soppii
Lineage: Eukaryota; Fungi; Ascomycota; Eurotiomycetes; Eurotiales; Aspergillaceae
Product: SDR family NAD(P)-dependent oxidoreductase
Exons: 2
Coding region: 1-786 (261 amino acids)
Molecular function (GO): oxidoreductase activity, acting on the CH-OH group of donors, NAD or NADP as acceptor
Source: RefSeq, a predicted model, not a curated record